AUGGAUGGGCCUCCACCCCAAGAGGAAGACUUCACUUCUCUACCCAUUUCCGAGAGACUUGCGCAUAAAAACUGGAAAGCUCGUGUCAGUGCAUAUGAAUCUCUCAUCAAAACGUUCCAGACAACCGCUUCUGAUACCGAUCCCGCUUUCAAACCUUACAUCAACAAUAUCGAGCUGAUCAAGAAAUUCGCCACUGAUUCAAAUGCGGUAGCACAGGAAAAGGGUGUGGAGUGUCUUGUGGCACUGAUCAAGAACGCCGGAGAGACUGCAGCCAAAACUCGGGAUGGUGUGAUGCCCGCCUUGGUGGAGAAAUGCCUGGGUUCUACUCGAGGAGGAACAAGAAGCCAGGCUAUUGAGUUGGCGUUGCAGUAUGUGGAAGUCGAAAACGGAGGGUCGGGAGUCGUGGGAGAUCUUCUUCCUGGCUUGAAUGCAAAACAACCUAAAGCUGUGGCAGGAUGUAUCACAGCUUUAAAGGAGAUUGUCCGAAAUUUUGGAACACAAGCAGUCCCCCCGCCACCAAUCCUCAAAGCUCUACCCAAGAUAUUUUCUCACAGCGACAAAACUGUCCGUGCUGAAGGGACUGCUCUGGCUCAUACGAUGUAUCAAUACAUUGGUCCCGGAAUUGAACCCUGGCUGGCGGACCUCAAGCCUGUUCAAGUCAAGGAGUUGAAAGAGGCUUUUGAAGCACUAGAGAAAGAUGGGAAGGGGAAGGGAACCUUGAAAGCCGAGCGUUAUACGCGAGCACAGGCGAGGGAACUGGAAUCGGCGGUGGAAGCAGGUGGUGAUGUUGAUGAAAUGUCGGCGGCAGCAGCGGAACCUGAAGAACUUGAUCCUCGUGCGUUCGCGGAACCCGUGGAUAUUGUUCCAAAACUUUCCUCGUCUCUUCAGGGUGCCCUUAAAUCAUCGAAGUGGAAGGAACGGAAGGAAGCGUUGGAUGAUUUAGCCACGCUUUUGACGUCAACGCCUCGGAUCAAGGAUGCGAGCGAGCUCGGGGAGCUCAUCAAAUCCCUGGCUUCGUGUGUCGCGAAAGACGCGAACAUUAAUUGUGUAAUUGUGGCGGCCACUUGUCUGGAGGAGUUGGCAAAGGGUCUGAGGUCGGCGUUCGCCAAACACCACGAAGCAGUCAUACCUCUCAUGAUAGAACGACUGAAAGAAAGAAAGGCCAACGUGACAGACGCAAUUGGCGCAGCUUUAGAUGCUGUAUUUUCCACUAUCACCCUCCAAGAGCUGAUUCCAGAUAUUGAUAAUGGACUUAAGAACAAAAAUCCUCAAGUCAAGGAAGGGACAUUAAAAUUGUUGGGGCGAUGCCUCGCCUCUGCUACAUCAGCAAUUCAACCCGCUCAGGUUAAACCUCUUUCCGAAACUUUGGCGGUACUGCUUGAAGACGGAUACGAGGGAGCUCGCACUGAAUCAGCGACAUGUUUUGGUUAUCUUAUGAAGAUGGUUGGGGAGCGUCCGCUCAACGCUAUAAUGGAAAAUCUUGCGGAUAUGAGGAAGGCCAAAGUAAAAGAAGCUUUUGAUAAGGCUGUCGUGAAAUGUAAAGUCGGGGGUGCUCCUCCGCCGCGGACAAAUGCUCCCAGCGGGUCGUCGACAGCGGUCAAAAAAGGUCCUCCUGCUGCCACCUCUUCAACGCCUGGAGAAGAUGUUCCACUACCUGCGAAGAAAGCUGCAAAACCUGCCGCGAAACCCUCGGCACCCAAGAAGCCCACUGCGCCAUCUAAUACACCUGCGGCAGCUGCAAAGAAACCUCCGCCGGCUGCCGCCCCUUCUUCGACAAAAGCAGGAAAAUCGGCUCCUUCUGUGGCCGGUUCGUUGGACACUUUUAAAUACAAACACACGCCGGAAGAUGCAGAGAACAUUGCGACUGAACUUAUUCCGGCUUCUAUCCUCGCUGAUUUUGGUGAUGCAAACUGGAAAACGAGAUUAGCUGCAUUAGAGGAGAUGGCAAAUUGGAUACAGACAGAAAUCGAAACGUUGGAUGCAGAAGUGGUAGUGCGCGCUCUGGCGAAGAAGGGUUGGUCUGAGAAGAAUUUUCAAGUAUCCGCAAAGCUCUACGGUAUCUUCGUCCUUCUAUCCGAAAGAUGUCCAUCUUUUGGACGAUCUAGUGCGGCACUUUGUAUUGCACAUCUCACCGAAAAGCUUGGAGAUAUGAAAUUGAAAAAACCUUCUGGUGAUGCUCUUAUUGCUUUUGCUGAAAAAACUUCCCUUCAAUUUGUACUUUCCCAAGCCUAUGAUCCAUUGACGAAGCAGAAAGCACCGAAGGUCCUCGCCGACGCUGUCACCUGGAUCAGUACAGCGCUGACUGAAUUUGGCAUCGCCGGGUUGUCCCUUCGUAGCCUGAUCGAAUUUCUCAAAGGCGCAUUGCAGAAUUCUAAUGCCGCUGUUCGAAGCAGUGCAACGAAGACUUUGGUUACGGUUAAACUGUUCGCUGGCUCAAGUAUCAAGGAUUUUUUAGAGGACUUGAAUCCCCAGCUUCUCAACACAAUUACAACUGAAUGUGACAAAGUGGAUGGCGUUCCUGCUCCAGAACCGUCUCGAACAUCCGCUGAUUUAGCGAACAUGGCUACCACUUCAUCCGCAUCGGCAAAGACAAACGACAUUGACCCCUUGGAUGAGCUCUUUCCCCGCGUUGAGAUUGAUGCUUUGCUCAAGGGGACCACCAUUUUGGUUGAUGCGAAGAGCGACGCCUGGAAGACCAAAAAGGAGGGACUAGAGGCCUUGCAAUCAAUCCUCGAUCAAGGCAGCAAUAAACGGUUGAAAUCUGGGAUGGGCGAUAUCGGACAAGUCUUGAAAGCCCGAGUCACGGAUACAAAUAAGGCCGUACAGACGUUAGCACUCGACAUCGUCUCCCGUAUAGCCACUGGGAUGGGGAAACCCUUUGAAAAACAUUCUCGUCUUUUUGCUCUUCCAGUAUCUACCGUCCUUGCGGAUCAGAAGGCGCCGAUACGAAACGCAGCAUUGCAGACUUUGACAAGCAUGGCGACAGCUUGUGACGGUCUGGAAUCCAUGGUAACAGGGUUCACAACCGCUAUGGAAACUUCAAACCCGUUACAAAAGGGAACUUUGUUUCAUUGGAUAGCUGAUUGGUAUGGGAAUCACGAACCGUCUUCAAGUCUUGACAUUCGCUCUUGGGCUCCCCUCGCCGUCGCUUGCCUGGAUGAUCGUAGCAGUGAUAUUCGCAAGGGCGCUCAGGCACUCUUACCAAUCCUCAUCCGGUGUGCUGGUUAUGAUUUUGUCAUGCAGCAAACGAACUCAAUGAAACCAGCAUCCCGUGCAAGCGCGAUACCUUUGAUUCAAGCAAUGAGACCUGCUGCAUCCAUAGAUACCCCUGCGCCAUCAAUUGUCAAAGCCCCCGCCACUUCGACUGCAACUACACUGCCUACAUCGGAUAGCUCACCGCCCCAAUCUCCCAUUGAUGUAGCAGGGGCAAAACCAACGACGAAAGCUGUCGGUGUUCGCAGAAAACUUCCGCAAGGUAGUAGUCGACCGGAUUCUCGAGCAGAGAACCCUGACGCUGCCUCGAAAGUCAUUCCUGGGGGUAUCAAACGUCAGGGCGUACCCACAACCUCUCGGACUCAAGGCACUCAAUUGGCGCCUCCGAGCCUUUCGCUUCCUUUUUCUGGUGCUAAUUUGGAUGCGAAAAAGGCCAGGCUAUCGAAAGACGCGAAUAAAUGGGUGAACGAAGGUGGCCCCACUAGGAAAGAUCUCGCAGAGCUUCUUCAAACUCAAAUGGAAUCUCACACCUCGAAAGACUUACUUGCAAGGCUGUUCAGCCAUGAUCAUAAUGCCGUCAACGAUCAUAUUGCUGGGUUGACAACCAUUGCAGAAUUCUUCUCCGGAGUCUCUCCCGGUGACGAAAUUACCGAACAAGUAUGCCUUGCUAACAUUGAUCUCCCUUUAAAAUACGUUUCCAUCAAGGCACAUGAGCCACAGCCCAAUCUCAUCUCUAAGUGCUUGGACGUUGUGGAAGUUAUCUUAGAUUUCCUUCGCAGCAUAGGUUAUCAAUUGGUGGACCAAGAAGCCUUGUGUUUCGUGCCAACAAUGGUGUUCAAGCUUGGCGACGCACGUGAACAAGUGCGGUCCCGUGUGCAGCAGAUAAUGCGCUCCCUUCCCAAGGUGUAUGCAUAUAGCCGGGUUUUCGCUUUGUUGCUGGAACAUGGGCUGAAGGCGAAAGUGGCCAAAACCCGUCAGGGCAGUCUUGAUGAAAUAGCAGGCAUUCUGAAAAAGUCUGGAAUGGCUGCAUGCGAGCCUACGAAAGCUUUUCCCCUCAUCGCCUCGCUGCUUUCCGAUAAAGACCCUCAGGUUCGCAAAUCAGCUUUGAAUGCUCUCAGUGAAGCUUUUUCCCUCGUUGGGGAAAAGGUGUGGGCUUUGGUUGGUCCACUGUCUCCCAAAGAUAAGACACAGCUCGAAGAAAGAUUGCGUCGUGUACCUGGACCUAGCUCUCAUGAACGUCAAGAAGCUCCUGCUCCUGCUCCAGGAGUUGCUCGUCUGACAGCCGGUGUUCCUCGUCCAAACAGCCCAUCCCUUGCAGCUAUCUCACGGGUAGCACGCCCCGCAUCUCCUGCUCUAUCAACACGUCCAGCCUCUCCUGCCCUGUCAGCCAUUCCCCGCGCAGAGUCGCCCGCCCGCCCUACUCGCCUGCCAGCUAAUACGCCCACUGCUGUGCCACCGUCACCCACAAGUAAAAAUCGGCCAAAAAGUAUGUUGCCUUCAAGGCUGGGCAAGCCUCGCCCAAAUUUCUCACAAGUCCAAGCGGCUCGGUUGCCUGAAGACAAUUUCACUCCGGAGUCUCAGCCGAGUCCCGAAACAGCUUCAUCUCAACCUUCUGGCUCUAAUGACGUUGAUAUUCUUCAAGGGGAGUUUACAUCGCGCCCUGAGGCAGCAGAUAAUAUCACAAUCACAAUAUCCAGCAUCCUGAGUAGUGAUCCCACUCGCAGCGUGGAUGCUCUCAAAAAAGUCCAAAAAAUUCUCGCCAUCGGACCAGAAGCUGGCCCCUCGUCGCCCACAUAUCGUGAACUCGCCGAACACACGGAGGGGUUGAUCGAGACAAUAACCCUACAAAUGGCACAUGUAUUCGAUCGUCCAGAUGAUCUCAUACCAGACGAAAACUUCCGAUUAGCAAAGCACUUAAUCCAGACUCUUAACAACUUUUGUGACCAUGCCUUUUUGGCAGAGUCCUUAACAGUUGAAAUUCUCACUUCACUACUGGAAGAGUUAACCCUGCGUCUCCUUGAAACCGACGAUAGCCACGUAAAGAAGAUCAAGGAUCUAUCUCGAUUUAUCAACAUGAUAAUCUUGCGGUUAUUUGCCACUGGCCGCAGAAUGUCCAUAUUUCGGGCACUCUUUGCCCUUCUUUUGCAAAUCGUGAAGCCGUUUCCAAGCAAUGGCACCUCUCCGGAUUCAAAGGAAUCGAAAGUCGCCGAACUUGUUUUGAAAUGUGUUUGGAAGCUAGCUCGAAACAUCCCACAAGACCUCGGCGAAGCCCUUUUAGAUCCGGUUGAAUUGUUUCCCGCCAUCGAACACUUCUUACAGUCGGUUCCUCCUAAUGAGUGGCGCGCUAGGGCUACGAACAAAGUUCCUUGUGGCGACAUGCCACUCAGAACAAUUAAGGUUAUCAUCCAGCACGUUGUUGCUCACUACGGAGAUGAUGUCUAUGAACUACUCUCUGCUGCAUUUGAGGAUCCAUCCGCCACCAUUGUAUACCCUUACGUUUAUCGUAUUCUAAAUUCAAGUCCGAAGAAUAAUACCGAGGUCCCCAGCCACCAAGAAGCGGAACAUAGUACAAGACCUCCGUCCCCCGAGUCGAACAGACCAAUAUCGCCUCAAGGGACAGCAUCUUCAGUACGCUCGGGCCGUCAUCCACAAAGCCAUGGAACCAGUCCCAGCUCAUCAUCUCUCAAUGGCAACGGAAAUUGUUCCCCUAACGCCGAAGAGCCGGACCCUGAUGCGCAACUGCUUGUAAUCAUUGGGCAUAUAUCCAGCGAGACGACUGGGGCCUUGCACAAAGAGGGGAUUACAGAACUUCAUCAUUUCCUCAAAGCAUUCCCUCACAAGAGACCUCGGGUCGAAAAAAUGCUUGAGUCAACCGGCGCUGCUUUCAGGAAAUAUAUCAACAGAGCAUUGGCUAGCAGAGCUGCAGAAGAUCAAGAGCGAAACGUUGCUGUCGCGGAUACCCUCUCUAAGCUUGAAUUCAACCAUCCGGAACCAACCAACACAACAGCCUUGAACCCUGAAACGACGAGCCCACGAUCCCCUCCACGAAUCUCAUCAGAAUCUGCUGACCACCAAGAGAAGCUCUCAAGACUACAUGACAUUUUCCGAUAUCGAUCCAGUACGACAAGCACAGGAUCGUCAUAUGGUCAGUCGAUACCCUCCGUGCCUCCCACGGGAACCUCCAUCGGUUGAGGUUGGUAUCACCCUCCUACCUUUUGCAAUGAUAUUUCCAUUCAAAAUAUAUUCAUCGUCUGUAUACUUACUUUACAUAAAAAGGCACCGAAUUAAAUUUGUUUGCAUUCA
Molecule: messenger RNA, 6516 nt
Organism: Laccaria bicolor S238N-H82
Lineage: Eukaryota; Fungi; Basidiomycota; Agaricomycetes; Agaricales; Hydnangiaceae
Product: microtubule associated protein
Exons: 15
Coding region: 1-6405 (2134 amino acids)
Biological process (GO): establishment or maintenance of microtubule cytoskeleton polarity; mitotic spindle organization; microtubule polymerization
Cellular component (GO): spindle pole body; centrosome; microtubule plus-end
Molecular function (GO): microtubule plus end polymerase activity; microtubule plus-end binding
Source: RefSeq, a predicted model, not a curated record